AUGGAAGGUUGUUGUGGCGGCGGCGGCAACGGAAAAGACGGAGAUGAUACAUACGGAGGAAGCUUUGAGGGCAGUACUCCGCUUGGACCCAGGGUUGUAUCAGUGAUUGAUUCCUCGUUAGAAAAAAAACUGGAAGGAGCCAAGGUAGUUGCAACAGCUGUAAUCCCUGAUGAAGUCGAAAGAAUCAAAGACAUUCUUCAGAAAUGGAGCCAUGUUGUUGACGAAAUAGACCUCAUUCUUACACUUGGAUGGUAUAUAAAACAUCUAGUUACCGUAUCAGAUUUCGUGGUGUGUUCGGAUCAUAUUUACAUUCGUCUCCAAGCUGUCAUCACUCAAGUUUCUAGGUCAUUUGUUUUCUCAGAUAAUCAACUUGCCUGGGAACCCAAACGCAUUGGCCGAGUGUAUGGAGGCCCUGUUACCAGCACUGAAGCACGCUCUGAAGCAGAUCAAAGCAGACAAGAGAGAGAGACACAUCCAAAGCACAUACCUCAUGCAGAAGCCACUGCACCUGCUGAUACAUGGGACAAAAGCUACAAUUCUGCGUAUGAGGGAGCAGACGAGACAAAAAAUGCUGGCUGUUCUUGCACUAACUGA
Molecule: messenger RNA, 594 nt
Organism: Raphanus sativus (radish)
Lineage: Eukaryota; Viridiplantae; Streptophyta; Magnoliopsida; Brassicales; Brassicaceae
Product: molybdopterin biosynthesis protein CNX1-like
Exons: 2
Coding region: 1-594 (197 amino acids)
Source: RefSeq, a predicted model, not a curated record